This is a messenger RNA of Notodromas monacha, 1665 nucleotides long. The record is from the annotation of a GenBank genome assembly. NCBI's taxonomy places the organism in Eukaryota, Metazoa, Arthropoda, Ostracoda, Podocopida, Cyprididae.
AGGUCUUUUGUUUCUCUCGGUGACCUCGGAUUUUCGAAAGAAUUGUCACCAUGUCGGAAGGGACGGCAACAAUCCGCACGCGGAAGUUUAUGACAAACCGCUUACUCCACCGCCUACAAAUGAUUGUAGAUGUUAUGCAUCCAGGCCGAUCCUCGGUCCCAAAGACGGAAGUUCGCGAGAAGCUGGCGAAGAUGUACAAAACCACCUCGGAUGUAAUCUUCUGCUUCGGUUUUCGCACGAAAUUCGGCGGCGGCAAGUCCAGUGGCUUCGCGUUGAUCUACGACACCAUGGAUUUCGCGAAGAAGAUUGAACCCAAGCAUCGCCUUGCCCGUCAUGGGCUCCUUAAAAUCGAGAAAACCGGACGUAAAGUCAGGAAAUUGCAGAAGACCAGAAUGAAGAAGGUCCGUGGUAAGGCAAAGGCUGAAGCAAGUUCCGCUGCCGCCGGACAGAAGAAGGUGCGUUGCUUUUCAAGGAUGGUUCGCGGCGUUCCAACGAUUCGUUUCGUACGUUAUGGUUGCACAAAUCGACCGUUCUUCCACAUAGUUGUCGCGAAGAACCACGUGAAUCAGCAUGGCAAAAUUUUGGAGCAAGUGGGAUCAUACGACCCAAUGCCGAAUGCCCAUAACGAGAAGCUAGUGGCGUUGAACUUCGACCGUAUCCGAUUCUGGCUAGGGAAUAAUGCGAGAAUUAGUGACCCUGUGUUAGAGCUUCUCGGCCUAAGUGGAUUUCUUCCGAUCAAUCCCAGAACUUAUAUGACAGCGUGGAGAAAUCGUCUGAUUGCUCUAGACAAGAAGGAACUAUUGAAAGCAAACGAAAAGGUUCUUGAGAAGUACAAGCAGGCGACUUCCCCUUCGUCGCCGAGUAGAAAAUUUGACAUCGAGCCGCAAUACGAAAAGCCGAGGCUGGCAUGGGUUGAAUCUUUGGCCGAUAUUCGCGGGGGACCGGAGACUGUUCGAGGAAUUGUUCAUCUUCACCCUGAAAUUUUCGCGGACACGCCGGAUUUAACCAUCAUCCAUCGGAAUAUGGUUUGGCAGCGGAAGUAUAAGGAAGUGGAAUGGCACAGCGUUAAAUCGCGAGCAGAAAUGUCUGGUGGUGGGAGGAAACCCUGGCCUCAGAAAGGAAUGGGACGCUCCCGUCACGGAUCCAUUCGGUCGCCACUUUGGAUUCGCGGUGGCGCCGCCAAAGGUCCCCGUGGUCCGACUACCAAGUUUUUCAUGCUCCCGCUCCAUGCCCGAGUCAAGGGCCUACGGUCCACACUGUCUGUGAAAUUCGCUCAAGACGAUGUGAAGAUUGUGGAUGGUUUCACGGACUUACCCACGGAUGAUCCUGAAUUCUUGAAUGAUCUAGUUUCCUCGAGGGUCUGGGGGCCGUCCGUAUUAUUUGUUGAUGAUAUUGACAUCUUCCCGCAAAAUAUCCUGUCUGCUGCGCAGAAUAUUCCCCACAUGAACCUCAUGCCGGUGUAUGGUUUGAAUGUGUACAGCAUGUUGAAACACCGGACCUUGGUGCUAACCCUUGCGGCGCUGAACACACUCGAAGAGCGCCUAUUGUUCCACAUGCAUCGAACCGAUUUCUGGACUGGGAACACGAGAAAAACAAUGCGGAAUGAAAAAUGAUUAAUUCAUAUGUGUUCCUUCGUGUUGCCUUAAAGUUGUUUUUUUUUUCGUG